GGUUUUGAGAAGUCAUACGGCGGUGAUCCUCAUCAAUCACAAACUAAUAUGCUCCUUAUGCUUUCCAAUAAAUAACAAAAAAAAAUCAUGAUUCUAUUUUCUCGAACAAUUACAAUACAUGUAAAGCAUCCCUGACGCUGAUCGUGCACGCCAAUAAACUUCUCAAAAGAUAACUAGACUUCCUCAAGUCAGCAAUGGCGCGCUCUGCAAUGUGGACCCUAAAACCAGUAUGAAUGCUACUUUUCCUAUUUUGAUUCUUAAUUUUCUUUCAUUUUCUUUUCCUAUGUUGUUGGCUGAAGUAAGAGGAGAGCCAUCUCCGAUUACCUAAUUCUCCUUCACCCACCACCCAUUUUCCUUCAGAAACAUACAAAUUAUAACCGAAAUUCCAGUGGCUUUUGUUUCCGAUUCCAGUUGCUUUGUAUUCAACGCAUAGGUAAGGAGAUUCCGUGGAAAGCCUCCAGCGAGUCUUGAUGGAUUUUUCUACAUUGAUCUUGAAGUGAUUUUAUGGAAGAUUGAGAUUUAAUUUUAUAAAAGUUGAAGUGUUUCUCAAUGACGGCUGAAGUAGCAGCAGCAGCAGCAGCAAUGGGGGCAUUGACCCAAGCCAAGACAGCAUUCUGGGCUCCAAUUGUGGACACAAUUGCCUCUUCAAAUGACAUGGAGGAGAUUUACACAGCAUUAAAGGAGGCAAUUGCAAUGUUAGGUGCUAAAAGGGAUGAUCAUCAAAAUGCAAUCCAAAGACAAAAGAUAAAGAUGCCUUCUAAAACUUAUGAUCAAUGGAUUCACAGAGUUAUUAAGACUGAAGAAGAAGUGAAGAAACUACUAGCCAGAUAUGAUAAACAAAGUGAAAGCUCACAAACAAUUUGCUUUCUUCCACGCUCAAAUUUCAGCAAUGAGAUGAAAAAAAAGGGUGAGAAAGUAAUAAAACUUUUGGAGGAUAGCAAUCAACUUGGAAGUAUUUUGGUUGAUCAACCACUGGAACCUGUUAUCAAGCUGAUAGCACCAAAUAUAAAAAAGUUUUCAACACUUCAAAUGCCACUAGAAGAGACAUUGGAUUUGCUGAAAAAAGACAAAGUUAAAGGAAUUGCAAUCUCCGGAAUGAUGGGGACUGGGAAAACAGCCAUUAUGAAGAAUUUGAACAAUCAUGAAGAAGUAGCCAAAAGAUUUGAUAUGGUCAUGUGGAUAAAGGUUUCAGCAGGGGAGAGCAACGAGAAUUUGGACAUGAGCCAGUUGCAAAAAGCUAUUGCUAAAAGGUUGAAAGUGGAUAUGGAAGGCAGUGAUUCUGAUGACAUUGCCGAGAGAACAUCAAAUGAGUUGAACGGAAAAAGGUAUUUGCUACUUCUGGAUGACGUCAAAGCAGACCUUGAUAUACAUCAAAUGGGAAUCCCUCCUUGUGAGAAUGGGAGCAAGAUCGUAUUGACAACUAGAGAGAGCCAUAUUCGUUUCCCAAGAGUGGAUAGGGUGGUCAAGGUGACAUAUUUAUCUCCUAAGGAAUCAUUCAGAAUGUUUCAAGAUGUAGCAAAUUGCCCAAAACUUAAAGAUGAUCGUGAAGCAGAGGCAUGUGCGUGGAAAAUAAUCAGAGAGUGCGGUGGUCAUCCACUUUUAAUAAAUAUAAUAGCUAGUGUGUUCCAAAAGAAAGACUUGAAAUUAUGGAGUGAAGGAUUUAAAAGCUUGAAAAGAUUUUCAGAAAAAGGUCAACAUGAAUUGAAAGAAUUGAGGAAUGUGAUAAAAUUCUGUCAUGAUGAUCUGGAAGAUACUCAAAGGAAAUGCUUACUAUAUGGUGUGUUAUAUCCUGAAGAAAUUCCCAUUUACAUAGAUUGUUUGUUGGAAUGUUGGGAAGCUGAGGAUUUCCUUGGAAAUGGUGGUGAUUCAAGAAAGUCAUAUAUCAAUGGAAUUCAUAUAUUGAAUAGCCUUAAGGACAAGUCAUUACUCGAGGAAGAUGAGAGUCGAAAGUAUGUUAUGAUGCACAAAUGUAUCAGACAGGUACUCUUAUAUAUCUUGUCAGAUGAUCCUAACUAUAAACUUUUGGUGCAACAAACGCCCCCAGAUGCAAAAUGUUGGAGAGAAAAGAUAUGGAUCUCUUUGAUUGAAAACAAGUUUGACAAGUUACCGGAUUGCCCAAAUUGUGGCUCGCUCUCCACACUCUUCCUACAGGAAAAUUUGGCUUUGAAGAGUAUUCCUGCAUCAUUCUUUGAGCAAAUGACUAGUCUCAAAGUUUUGGACUUGUGUCAUACAGGAAUUGAGUUAUUACCAUCAUCUCUAUCACAAGUGAUUGGUCUCAAAGUGCUUUAUCUAAGGUAUUGUGAAUAUUUGAAGGAACUCCCAUCUAGUUUCGGAAAACUUGAACAUCUUGAAGUGCUUGAUAUCCAGGGCAGUGGGUUCAAUAAUAUACCGUCUUAUAUUGGAAAUUUGAAUGGUCUAAGGCAUUUUCGAGUUUCCUUUGCCAAAUGCAAAGGUGAAAAUGAUACUACAGAGGUGGAGUUUAAUUGCAAUGUGAUUUCCAAGCUUUCUAAAUUGGAAGAAUUGGUCAUUGAUGUGAAAUCACUGAGACACAAAUCCAAUAAGGUGGUAGUGAAUAUCAUAAAAAAUGUGGUUACUUUGAAAAAGUUGACAAAACUUCAAUUUUGCUUUUUAGAUGAGGUUGUAGAUGUCAUUGAGGUGGAGACUCCCACUACUGAUCUCCGAAUCAAUGUUCCUGAAGCAAACAUUCUUUACACUUUUAUUGAGGAAACCCGCUCAUGGAGAAACAUCAGACGCAUCCGGUCAUUUCAAUUUUUCAUUGAUUGCCCAGACUCAAAAUACCCUUGUAUUCCUAAAUUUUAUGAAUACAAAAGGUAUGUUAGAUAUUGCAAUGGUGAAGGCAUCAAUCAUCCAAUUUUUGAGGUCCUCGCUAAUGUUGAUGCAUUCGAUUUGGUGAACAAGAAGGACAUCAAGCAACUAUCAGACUUGGGAAUUCCAAGCAUGAAAGAGGUACAAGGUUGUCAAAUUGAAAGUUGUAGUGCACUUGAAACAGUUGUGGACACUGUAAUAUUGCCCAACGUAAAGCAUUUAUACAUGAAGAAUUUACCAAAGCUGCAAAACAUUUGGAAUGAUCGAGUGGAUCUUGCUAGUCUAACCAAACUGAAGACUCUGGUUUUGAGUAGUUGUCAAAUGUUGAGAAUUAUUUUUCCUUUGGUUGUGAUUCAACAUAUUCGUGAAAUUGAAUGUUUAAAGAUUGAAGACUGCCCAGAAAUUGUGGAAGUAGUCGAGCAAUCUGCAACCACUGGAAAUCAGGAACUUUUGCCAAAAUUGAGAAAAAUAGUACUUUGUGGCCUGCCAAAGUUGGGAAGUAUUUGCACAGAUGAGUCAUUGAAGUGGCCAGCCUUGGAGAAGCUCAAGAUUCAUAGUUGUCCAGCCUUGCUCAAACUACCAUUCAGCAAAGAUAAUGCGGAGAAUCUGAAACUUAUCCAAGUAGAGCAGCAGUGGUGGGAGAAUUUGCAGAAUCGAGAGGUCAAAGAGCAACUUCAACAAUUUUGCACCUUCAGGUAAUGUUUUCAUCUUAAUAGUGUUUUUGUCAAAAUAAUUUGCAUAGUUUCCUACCUAAUUCUAAGCUUAACAUGAAGAUCCUAGAUUAUACAACCGUGGUGUUCAUGAGUUGGUCCAAAGAGCUUUCCGAGAGAUCAUGUUCUUAGAAGUUUGGGUUUCUUUGCAUCCUCCUUCUGUUUGUUGAUACAUUCCAGUGGUUGUGGAGUUCUCCUGUUUUUUUUGAUUUCCUUCUUGUUUUUGUUCUGGUUGUUCUCUCGUUCUGUUUGGCAAGACAUAUAUAAGAAAUUAAAAACCAAAAUAUGAUGAUGAAGGCUUAAGCUUCUUGUAUCAUAUUAUUAUUUAUAAUUUGAAUCACUAUUUUGCGUUUGUUUGAGACAUUUAAAAGUUCAUAAUACUGUUGCUCUCUCUCCAUAA
Messenger RNA from Camellia sinensis, 3936 nucleotides. NCBI's taxonomy places the organism in Eukaryota, Viridiplantae, Streptophyta, Magnoliopsida, Ericales, Theaceae. The record is from RefSeq and is a predicted model, not a curated record.